Messenger RNA from Plasmodium malariae, 4542 nucleotides. RefSeq names its product DNA-directed RNA polymerase, putative (gene mtRNAP). The record is from RefSeq and is a predicted model, not a curated record. Bases 1 to 4542 code for a protein of 1513 amino acids. Gene Ontology annotation, molecular function: DNA-directed RNA polymerase activity; DNA binding. NCBI's taxonomy places the organism in Eukaryota, Apicomplexa, Aconoidasida, Haemosporida, Plasmodiidae. Gene Ontology annotation, cellular component: mitochondrial DNA-directed RNA polymerase complex. Gene Ontology annotation, biological process: mitochondrial transcription. The transcript has a single exon.
AUGAGAAUUAACAUUACGACAAUCUUUUCGAUUAACAGAUUUACUAAAUUUUAUACGAACAGAUUUUUUACAUUCUUCUUAAGAAGGGAAGGUAAACAAGGGGAAUGUCCCUUCUCCGACAUUAUAGUAAGUGUAUCUACAAAUAUCAAUGUGACAAGGAAAGAAAAAGAAAAUGAAAGCAUAAUAUAUAAAAAUGCAAACAUCAUUAAUGUUAAUAAGGAUGAUAAGUACACAAGAAAAGGAUGCAUAGAAGACAGCAAAGUUAACAGGUUCACAAACCCUCAACUCACUGAUAACUGCAGCAAAGGAAAGAAUAACAGAAUAAAAAAAUGCAAAAAAGAAAAGAAGAAUAUUGAUUCUCCCCAUGGAAAAGUAAAUAUUCGUUUUUUGAAUAAAUCUGAGCAAAGGAAAAAACCAAUAGAACAGGAGGAAAUAAAAGAACAGAGUCGAUCCUAUACGGAGAGCACAAACAUAGAUAAAGAAGUUGUAAACGAAUUACACAAUUUAAUAAGAUCUAUUAAAAAACUAGAUGUAGAAAAAAAAAAAAAUAUUAUAAAAUACAUUGACACGUUAGAUAAGAAAUAUGUACAAAAUGUUGAUAAAAAAAUACUCAUCUUUUUUGAAAAUUUAGAUCUAUAUAUGUCCGCCAAUGGUUUGUUAAUGUGUGAUAUUGGGGGUGCAGAAAUAAUUAACCAUAUAGAAAAGGUAGACAUAGAAGGGGGGGAAAGGCAGCUCAACUCCCCUUUAAGCGUAGAUGCUACCGAUGAUAAGGGGUACGAAAAUGGUAUAUUACGCCCUAGCACAGACCUUAGAAUGGGCAUUAAUACGGACGUUAGCACUGGCAUUAGCAUGAACGUUGGUAGUAGCGCUGGAAAUAACAUUAAUAAUCUCUUUGAUAUGAACUUUAUAAGAGAACAGAAAAAGCUUAUCUAUGGCGAUAAUAUAUACCCCAUCGUUCUGAAUAAACGGGAAAAAGAGGACAAGGUUACCAUUAAUGAUCAGGGGAAGACGAGAAAAUUAUUAAACAAAAUGGAUUCAUGUGAAAAAAUGCGCAAUAGAGAGGAUACGGACCAUUGUGAUAUUAUUAAUGUAAGAAGACAAAUGUUGAUCGAACGAUCGUCUUACAAAAAAGCGAUUGAAGAAGCGGAGGACUUUGUUUCGAACCUACACAACUUAAAAAAAAUUACAGAAAUUCAAGGAUUAUGCAAAAUAUAUUUAAAUUGGGUUAGUGAGCUGGAAAAAAAAAUAAUUUAUUAUAAAGAAAAAAAAAAAAUAAGAAAUAAGAAAAUAAGAAAAAAAAAUUUUCUUCCUGAACAUAUGGAAGAAAAAUUACUAGCUAUUAUAACAGUAAAAUGGGCUAUUCAAUACACUUUUAAUCCUUUAAAAAAAAAAUAUUCAAAUAAUGUAACUACUCAAUCAAAGAAUUUUGAACAAUCUUAUGCGUACCAGUCCCUUUUCACACAUGUUGCCAUAAAAAUUGGGGAGGAAGUAAACAAUGAAAUGAAUUUUCAACUACUGGACAAAAACAACCUCCUCUCUAAUUAUAUCAAGAAAAACAAAUCGAACGUAUCCUUUUCUCAUUUCCAGAAGUAUAGGAUUCUGAAUGAGAUAAGACGAAAGAUAAGGAAUGCAAAGGGAGAAGCGGUGAAUAGCGGUACGUUGAAGAGUAGCACGGGUGAAGCAAUGUUAAGUAACGAGCGUAUAGCACCUGAGGUAUCCUCCAUUGACGAUUGUAACCACCUUAUAAGUAACAAUAUCGAUUUAAUUCAAUGGAAUUCUGCAAGGAAGGCAGCAGUGGGUGGCUUUUUACUAAAAAUGCUAGUUGAUAAUGCAAAGGUGGAUGUGGAUUUAAAUACAGCCAAAGAAGAGUAUAAGAAUGAGUACAAAUAUUAUUUAUUUUUACACAAGACAGCAAAAAGUAAUGGAGAUAUGCUGUAUUCUGAAUGCAAAUAUAAAAAGGAAUUAAACUAUCAAAGGUUUUAUGAAGAAGAAUCGAACUCGUUAAAAUUUAUUAUCCUUGAUAGAAGUAAGACUGGAGCUGAUGGCACAAGAGCGGCUAAUAACGCUGACAACUGCAGUAACAUGGUAGAGGAAAAAGGCAAAAAAAAAAAAAAAAAUAUGACAUGUUCAGGAGAGGGGAGUAAAAGCGGAAGGGAAGGGGGAGAAGUGAAAGGGGAAGUGAACGCAGAAGUGAAGGGGGAAGUGAGCUCAGAAGUGAAUGAAGACGUAAAAGAAGACGUAAAAGAAGACGUAAAAGAAGACGUAAAAGAAAACGUAAAAGAACACAUAAACGCACACAUAAACGAACACAUAAACGAACACAUAAACGAACACAUAAACGAACACAUAAACGAACAUGUAGACGAAAUCGAUGUGAGGGGAGCAGGAAAGGGUGUGAAAAGGGAGAAGGAAGAAAAUAAAUUUUGCCAAAAGCAAAAGGAGAAGCUAAAGAGGAAGGAGAUAAUAUUGUACAGGUCGAGGAGGGAUAAGAAUAAAAUAGAGUUAUCCGUGUUUGUACAUUCAUAUAUAUGGAAGAACAACGGAUGGUAUGGCGUAAUACACAUGAGAGGGUGUUGUGCUAAUUAUUUACUAAACAAUGCAAUUAAUUCUCAUGUGCCUUUAAAUUAUUUGCCUAUGAUAUGUAAGCCUAAAAGGUGGAUAAACAAUGAGGAAGGGGGUAUGCUGUUAUUAAAGAAUAAUUUUAUUAGAUGUAAUAUCAAGCCAUUAUUUAAUUUAGAUGUUUGUGAUUUAAGUAGAAUAAAAAAUAUCGUAUCAGAGAUAGGAAAUGUGAGAUGGAAAAUAAAUAAAGAAAUUUUAUAUUUUAUUGAAGAAGCAUAUAUGAAUGGGAAAACAAUUGGUAAGAUACCACUAAAUAAAAAUUAUUCUCUUCCAGACAGUAUUGGCAUGAUUACACUGAGUAAUGAUAAUAAUAGAAACAACAGUAAUAACGAUUAUAAUAGUAACAGUAGUAACAAUUAUGAUGGUAACUGUUACAGUAGUAAUGGUUAUAAUAGUAAUAGUAAGGAGGAACUAAGAAAAUACUACUUAAUAAAAGAAGAAAUAAACAGAUUAAAUAAACGUUUAAUUAGUGAAAGGCCAACAUUUCUACAAAAACUAGCUGUAGCCAAAACUUUAGAAAAUAAUAAAAUAAUAUAUUUUCCUCAUAAUAUUGAUUUUAGGGGUAGAAUGUAUCCUCUCUCUCCUCAUUUACAUCAUAUGAGUGAUGAUAUAUGUAGAAGCUUAAUUUCAUUUUAUGAUGAAAAAGAAAUAGGAGAAAGAGGUUUAUUCUGGUUAAAAAUACAUUUAGCUAACAAUUUUGGAAAAGAUAAACUAAAUUUUGAUAAAAGAAUAGAAUGGGUUAAUAAAAAUCUACAUAAUAUUAAAAAAUUAAGUGAAAAUCCUUUUGAAAAUAUGGAAUUUUGGAAUACAGCAGAUAAACCAUGGCAAGCUUUAGCUGUAUCUUUAGAAUUAACAAAAGCCUUGCAGUGUUCGGAUGCUACAAAAUUUAAAAGUAGUAUACCAGUACAACAGGACGGUACAUGUAAUGGUCUACAACAUUACGCUGCCUUGGGAAAGGAUAAAAAUGGAGGAAAAGCGGUAAACAUCAUUCCAUCCGACGAACCGCAAGAUAUUUAUUCGGUCGUGCUGGACAUAGUGAUAAGUAAGAUUAGGAGAGAUCUAGGCACGGGGGAUGCGAACAGUAUGGGAAGCAUACGCAGUGUGAGCAAAUCUAGCUGCGUAAGCAGUUUAAGCAGUUCUAGGGGUUGUAGAGACUGGGGUAAUGGCUUGAGCAGGGGAGAUCUGGCUAAUUACUGCUUUACAUAUGAUUUACUGAAAAGAAAAGUAGUUAAGCAAACCAUUAUGACGAUCUGCUAUGGGGUAACAUCCAUAGGAGCAAAGAAUCAAGUAAAGGGGAAAAUUCAAAAUAUGAUUGGAAAAGACUUAGACAAAAAUACGAUUAACAAACUGUCACAAUAUAUUUCCAAUUAUAUAUUUGAAUCAAUUAGUGAAAUAUUUAAAAGAGCAAUGAUAAUAAAAAAAUGGUUUAAUAAUUUAUCUAAAGUUACUAAUGAACUAAAUAUACCUAUUACUUGGAUUUCCCCCAUAGGUUUACCAUGUGAACAACCCUACAGAUUAGGAAAUAGAAUUUUAGUUAAUACACCACUACAGUCAGUUAGUGUUAUAUCUUAUCAAAAUAGUUUAUUACACAAAAAUAAGCAAAGGUUAGGAUUCCCACCAAAUUUUGUACAUUCCUUAGAUGCAUCUCAUUUAAUGAUGACAGCAGAAAAAAUGCUAAUCCAAAAUAAUUUUAGUUUCGCAGCUGUACAUGACUCCUAUUGGGCACAUGCAUGUAAUGUUGACAUUAUGAACACAUUCAUUAGAGAUUCUUUUGUAACCUUAUAUAAUGAACCUAUCUUAGAAAACAUUUAUAAAAAUUUUAGGAUGAGAUUAGGUAAAUAUGCUACCAAAAUACCUCCACCCCCCGAGCAAGGGGAAUUAGACAUAUCGCUUGUUCGGCAGAGUAGUUACUUUUUUAGCUGA